AUGUCGAGGCCAUACGCCAAAGCGAAGAGGCAGGACACCCGCCGAUCGCACAGGUCGAUGGAGCAGACGGAAGGCGAGACGCAUCUUUCUCCUCGCCUGACCCUCCGCGACAUCUCGCGCGGCACCUGCUCCUUCACGCGCUCCAGUAGGAGGGCGGAGGGAGACACGAGGAGCACCAGCAGAGGCAUCGCGAUCGGGAGCGACCCCGAGUCGUGGAGGGAGCAGGAGAAGUUUGAGGAGAAGCCGCUGGAGAUGAACCGGAGCUCGGCGACGAGGUUCAGUCGCAACAUGCGGCUGUGGGUUGCAGACAACAAGUCCAAGGGCAAACCUCACAUCUCCUACCAGCAGCGGAAGCGAUGGGAGAGCAGAGAAAGCAACAUACGGGAGCAGAUGCAGUUCGAGCAGGUCUCUCCUUCCCUCUCCGCCUUCCGCUGCGCCAGCCCAACCAGGCAGGAGGAGCCAGACGAAACUCACUUCAAGUCAAAGCAGCAGGGGGAGGAAAAGCGUCCUUCGCUCGUGACCUUCGAGUGCAAGGAGCGGCACUCGUUCCAGGUCGCCAACCUGCAGGACGUCUUCCAGCACGUGCAGUACGAGAAGCCGAGCAACGAGCAGGCGGACAAGCACGACUUGACGACGAAGGAGGUCGUCAGGUUUGACGACGAGAGGAUGAAGGACAAAUUCAGUGUCUUCCCCUUGCGGCAGACCAUGACGAUGCUGCGCUCGUCCCCCUACCUCCUCAAGAAGGAGGUCGGCAUCCUCUCCUCUCACUCCCCGUCCUCCCCCAGCAGGAGUGCUCAAAGGAACAUCCGCUAUCCUGACUCGCUUCUCCCCGAGGCUCAGCCCGCCGCCUGGAACUCAUCGCUGAGAGUGGCGGACACGACUGGGCUGAUCGGAGAGGAGGAGCAGCAGCAGCUGCACGUGACCUUCACCUGCCAGACUCGUCGCGAGUUUCCCUUCUCCUUCGCCAACGGCCGCACUGACCCCAAGGCCUCCCACACCUUCACCGACCUCAUCCGCCUCGGCGCCUCCACCCCCACCCCCUCCAGCGUCUCCCGCGAGGCCCAGGCGCAGGGGGUGCAGCGGGGAGGGUCUCCUACAGCGCCGGGGUCGCCGGGGUUCAAGACAUGGCAGAACGAGGUGAAGAGAGAGUACCACGAGAGCGAGAUGUUCUCCGCCAUGUCCUCCCAGUCCACGUCCGGCUUCCGGAUAGCGCGACGAACGGAUCGCAAGUCUUGGGACGGAGGCUCAGCCAACUCUCGAGCUCCGGAGGAGGAGGAGGUGGGCAAGCCCAUGGUGAGAACCCCCGAGGUCACCAAGACCCGCCAGCACGUGCACGAGGACCUGAACCUCAACCCUUCCUUCUCCGCCCCCCGCCCGACCUGGGUCUGCCUCGAACGCCACAAGCAGCAUGCUCACUGA
Guillardia theta CCMP2712 is the source of this 1419-nucleotide messenger RNA. RefSeq lists its product as hypothetical. The record is from RefSeq and is a predicted model, not a curated record. Lineage: Eukaryota; Cryptophyceae; Pyrenomonadales; Geminigeraceae. The transcript is spliced from 8 exons. Bases 1 to 1419 code for a protein of 472 amino acids.